Mycena indigotica is the source of this 2478-nucleotide messenger RNA. RefSeq lists its product as uncharacterized. Gene Ontology annotation, molecular function: transcription coactivator activity. NCBI's taxonomy places the organism in Eukaryota, Fungi, Basidiomycota, Agaricomycetes, Agaricales, Mycenaceae. Gene Ontology annotation, biological process: regulation of transcription by RNA polymerase II. Gene Ontology annotation, cellular component: SAGA complex. The record is from RefSeq and is a predicted model, not a curated record. The transcript has 8 exons. Bases 1 to 2478 code for a protein of 825 amino acids.
AUGUCGUCGUCGACACCGAAGCUGUUGCCAUUCAGUCGUCCAACAUCUCCCAUUCGCUCUGCAAUAUUCAAGUCCCCACCCGAUGUAGUUCCCAGUGUUGAGGAGCUGGAGUCAUUGCAGGAGGAGCUGAGGCAGUUGAAGACGCGAACGUUGGAGCGUGCCAAGAAGGCAGGCGAGGAUUUGAAGACAAUUGAAGACUCGAUGCGUAGGAUAAAGGAACGCGAGAAGGGAAAGGCCAAGCAGUUGGAAAAGGUCAAACGUGAGCGCGACUACACGCCGGACCCAGAGCUCAUUAAGCCUCGUCUAUCGUCCCAACCAUUGUCUGACGAACUAAAGAAAAAGCACAAGAAAAAGCGCAAAAGAGAGGACGAAAGCGAUCAGGAACCAGGCAUGGAUGCGCAAAGACCUCGUAAAUCCACGCCCCCAGCACCGCAUACCCAUCCUCCGAAAGCUCAAAAGUCGACCCCAUCGUCUGUUACUCUUCCUAAGGUCAGCAUGCCAGUUGCAACCCGUUCAUCUCGUAAACCGACGCCAACUCCACAGAUCAAUGGCGUUGGCGACUUUUCUAUCCCUCCUCCUAUUUCUCUCCUCCCAACCCGCCCUAUUCCCAACGAGCGGCCCAAGCCCGGGCCGAGUAAGCCGACAGACGUCAUGGAAGAUUUUAGCAUGGCCAAGCAACCCACGCAAACGCCGGUGUCGACAUUCUAUACUUCGGUUGAGCCAUUUCUGCGCCCCAUAACAGAGGAGGACAUUGGCUAUCUUGAGCAUACCAACGACGAAGUUGAGCCAUUUAUCAUGCCGCGAUUGGGACGCCAUUACCUCGAUGUCUGGGCCGAGCAAGACGCUCUGGCGAAUGGGCUAUCCUUACCAGCUGGUGCUGGGCAGCUCGGCGAGGCGCCUGCUGACAUAUUUGCACCACCGGCCCCGAAAUGGGAUCCAUCAACGCUGAAUGAGGCUGAUCUGGUGACAGAAGGACAUGGUCAUGGCUUAUUGACGGAGCGUGUUCUAAGUGCAUUGCUGCCUGUGGGUGACGGUAGUGCUUGGAAGGGUGUCAAAGCUGCUGAAGACGCUAUGGAGGGCAGACCUGGAGGGAGCGGAGCUGCUGCUGCUCGGAAAGAAAGGCUGAAUGUCACGGAACUUGAGAAUCGAAUACGAGAUACGAUGAGGUAUCACGGGCUUUUGGAGACAGUGCCUGACUAUUCAGAGAAGGUCGACGAUCCAAUAGCUUCUGCUUUACGGUUCGCACAACGGGAGCUCAGACAAGUUGUUGCGCGGAACAAAUUUCGUAAAGCGAAGCUUGUCGAAAUUGCCAGGAGCCGGCUGGGUUACCAGGAAUACCUUGAGAACCGGGACCUAAUAGACCGCAAUAUCUCAAAUACGUAUACCAAGCUGCAGAAGAAGAGCGAGCCCAAGGUACCCAAGAAGAAGAAGAAGUUUGGCGAUGCCAGCGCAAGUGGAACACCAGUACCUGGCGCGGGAGACUCCGUUCCUCCACUCCCACCGCCAUGUCCAGCCGCAUCGGGACUUGGGCCAGACGACGACAAUCGUUUGAUUGUAUCUGAGCAACUCAAGCACUUCGUUGAGAUGCGCAGGCAGUUCGUUGAUAUGGUGGAGGAUACGAUGAAUGAAAUGCAGGCAGAGCGGCCAGGACUACUUUGGGGUUUCCCUCAAAGGAGUAUAUACGAAGGAAUGGAGGAGGCGGUCAACGCGAUGCUUUUGGGUAGGCAUUCGAUGGAUGUUGAUUCUGGUGACGUUGUGGACAAAGGCAAAGGCAAGGAGCGAGCAAGCUGGGACCUUAUGGACAUAUAUCUCACUCUUGUCGACCCGGCAAGUCCACUGGAACGGGCUACGUCGGUAACGGAGAACUUGGGCAAGAUCAAUGGUGACACCGCGCCUGCUAGUUUGCAGAAGGCUGGUGCGAAGAUUAGGCAAGCGGCAAAAGGGCUAGGGGCUAGCGACGCUGUGGCGCAAGAACUGUUGGAAGCGGCAAAGAACCUGGAAGAACGCAUAUCCCCCUUGUUUACGGAAUUGAAAGACGCCAAUACGACUCUGCUUGAAGAGGUGCAAGACUUGCGAGAGCAACUACUUGCUGUUGAAAGACAGAGACAUGAAAUCAAACAACUCAAGAGGUCGCUUACUGAGAUAGACCAGAAAUACAAGAAAGCGGCUGCGUCAGCGGAACGGCGGAAAGCCGCGGUUGCCUCCGAGAAGGAUGAAAAUAGCCGGUUGUCUUGCGUUAUUGCAGAACAGGAUGAAGUGGUAGCCGAGAAGGAGAACGAAGCAGAGCAACUUCGUGCUAAGAUCGAGAGACGAAAUAAUCGCAUUUCUGUGUUGGAGAAAAAGUUGAAGGUAAUGUCGCGGCAGGCGGCGAAGCGGUCUCGGUCAGACGAAAACGAAGACCCGGACGAAUCCUUGCAGAUUGAGUACUCUUUUGAGGUACACAAACCGCUUCUUAAUUUUAGUGCAACUGAUGAGUGA